AUGGUGGAGAAGACCGAGAGAUCAUAUCGGCAAGCGCUGAAUCUGCUGAAUGCAGAGUCUCUCGGCCCUCUUGCUGAAACAAAGGGGGUUAUCAGCUAUGGUUUCGAAAAGGUAGUCCUUAGGGUCUACCAAAGCGAUACCAGAGCGGAUGCCUCUGCUCAUCCGGAGGUGCGGGAGGAAGAAGGGCCCACAGUUGAGGAAGCUCCUGUGGACAUGGAGAUAGACUCCGUCACGUCGGAGGCUGACAGUGUUGGGCGGAGGAGGAGAGGCUUCUGGCCUCGGAAUGUGAGGACACCGACCUUGGGAUGCUGGAGAGGAUUAUCGAAGAUGAUUAUUCUUCAGAUAAAUCUUCAGCAUUCUAAGGCGGCGUCCGCCAAUCUACUGCUCCACCUUGAACAAGGUGGAGUUGAUAUAGUUCUGAUCCAGGAACCGUGGCUGAGCAGCAGCGGCAUUUCUGGACUCAGGACGAAAAGAUACAAACUGAUGGCGUGCAGCGGGUUAGGUAAACCAAGAUCUUGUAUGCUCAUCAGGAAGGAACUUAAUGCAUUUAUCUUGCCUAAUUUUAGCAAUGAAGACAUUGUGACUGUGAGCCUAGAGGGCCCUGCGGGGAAGCUAUGGCUGAUGUCGGCAUAUAUGGCGCAUGAGGACGAGGUGGAGCCACCUCCACUGAUGCUGAGGGAAGCCCUGGCUGAAGCGAGACGCAGGAAAACCGGCGUAAUUGUAGGGACGGAUGCAAACUCCCACCAUACCUGUUGGGGAAGUUCCAACAUAAAUGCAAGAGUUGGCGGUAUGCUUACCUCCACAUAA
This is a messenger RNA of Anastrepha ludens (Mexican fruit fly), 807 nucleotides long. RefSeq lists its product as uncharacterized. Gene Ontology annotation, molecular function: catalytic activity. The transcript has 3 exons. The record is from RefSeq and is a predicted model, not a curated record. Lineage: Eukaryota; Metazoa; Arthropoda; Insecta; Diptera; Tephritidae. The coding region runs from base 1 to 807 and encodes 268 amino acids.